Oikopleura dioica is the source of this 1068-nucleotide messenger RNA. NCBI's taxonomy places the organism in Eukaryota, Metazoa, Chordata, Appendicularia, Copelata, Oikopleuridae. The record is from the annotation of a GenBank genome assembly.
AUGGAAAACUCAGAGCGUCUAUCAGAAGCAGUUGAGCAAGCAAAACUAGAGCAGCAAGUUGUGAUUGAAAAAUUAAACUCGAAGUUAAAAGAAUAUGAAGCGCUCGAUAAUCUCUUGUCGACUUUCACGGACAAAAGAGUUCACGAAGCAAUGAUUCCUAUUUCAAAAAUCGCGUUUUGCCCAGGAAGAUUUGUAAAUACAAACGAUAUAACUGCGUAUCUUGGAGCGGAGCACUUCGCGGUCGUUUCAUGCAAAACUGCUAGAAAACUCGUUUCACAUCGAAAAGGGAUGAUAGACGAACAGAUUCUAAAGCAGAAACAAGCAGCGGAUCUUGUCAGUCAGCGAACAGACAGCUUGAAGAACAUCGAAGAGGAUCUCAUAAAAGAAGAAUUGACCGAAGAUGACGAAAAACUGGCAAAGACCUUUAGCGAUCGGAAAGCUAGGAAGACUGACGAGGAGAUUAUGGAAGAAAUCGCCGAAAAAUUAAAGCGAACAAAAUUGCGAUCAGAUGAAGAAAUCUGGAGUGAAAUCAGCGGCUCUUCCGGAACAGAAAGAAAGAAAAACGAGACUCUAAAGACAGAAAGUAAACCUGCUCCAAAACAAAUCAAAAUUGAAGAGAUCUCCGAUGAAAUUAUUUCCCCAGAGCUAGAAAAGAAAGAAGAGCUUCCAAAACAUAACGUCCACUUCGAUUUUGACGAAAAAGCUUCAUCAUCGUCCGAUUCUGAUCCGGAGCCACCCCUCUCCCUCAAGUUCAAAUUUACAAACACGGAUGUUUCUCCGAAGUUCUCCGAUAAUAUGGAGUACAAGACCCCCUGGGAUAUUUUAAAUAAUCACAAGAAAAGGAAGCAACAUGGAAUUUUGAAAGCAAAGUCUUCAGUUGAAAAUACUCUUCCCUUGCAAGCUGGGUCUUCAGGAAUGUUCCCGACGCAGAUUCCGAGAAUCCCACCGAAGAGACAGAAUACAGCUUUUGGAGAUGAUAUUCUUGAACGAAACGUCUCGUCCCAAACAUGUAAACCUCCAACAAAAUCCAAAGGCAGUCUUUUCAAGCAAAGACGAUUGCGUUCAUGA